Molecule: messenger RNA, 2455 nt
Organism: Pelodiscus sinensis (Chinese soft-shelled turtle)
Lineage: Eukaryota; Metazoa; Chordata; Testudines; Trionychidae
Source: RefSeq, a predicted model, not a curated record
CAGUGCAUUGCUAUAAUUCAUUAAUACAUCAUAAAUCGUCAAGCACCGGGUUAUAACGACCACGAGCCACAAAUCAAGCCCUCCAAAAUAACCCAAAUGAGCUCUUACUUUGUAAACUCGUUCUCAGGGCGCUAUCCAAAUGGCCCCGAGUAUCAGUUGCUAAAUUAUGGGACUAGCAGUGCUAUGAACGGGUCGUACAGAGAUUCAGGCACCAUGCAUUCCAGCUCCUAUGCCUACAACUACAAUGGGAUGGACCUUAGCAUCAACCGCUCGGCCUCCUCUAGCCACUUUGGGGCGGUGGGAGACAGCUCCCGCAGCUUCUCUUCACCGCCAGCGCAGGAGAGCAGGUUUAGACAGGCGUCUAGCUGCUCCUUGUCCUCUCCCGAGUCCCUUCCCUGCUCCAACAGCGACAGCCAUGGAGGCAAACCCGCCCCGUCCCCCUCCGACCCGGCUCCUUCUGCCGGCACCAACACAAAUUUCACAGAAAUAGACGAGACCAGCGCGUCUUCGGGGACCGAAGAGGGCACCCAAAUAAACAGCAACAAUAUUUCCAGGGCGCAGACAGAGCCCGUGGCUACAUCCACAGGACCAACAGAAGGGCAGACACCACAAAUAUUCCCUUGGAUGAGGAAGCUUCACAUUAGCCAUGACAUGACUGGACCAGACGGUAAAAGAGCAAGAACCGCGUAUACUCGCUACCAGACCCUAGAAUUGGAAAAGGAAUUCCACUUCAAUAGAUACCUCACCCGGAGGAGGAGAAUAGAAAUCGCCCAUGCCCUCUGCCUGUCCGAAAGGCAAAUUAAAAUCUGGUUCCAAAACAGAAGAAUGAAGUGGAAGAAAGAUAAUAAACUGAAAAGCAUGAGCGUGGUCUCCGCGGGCAGCGCCUUUCAGCCAUGAAUUAUAGAAAAGGAAUAUCAUGGAAAGAAAGAAGAAGGAGAAGAAAAGGGGGGGAGGGAGGGAGGGGUAAGCAAACGCAUAUCUUAGUUUCUGAGUACUGUACAGUAAGGCACUUUUUCCGGCAUGUUGUUGAUAUUUUAAACAACUCCUAAGGUACUGUUAUCCCAGGACUGCGUUCCUGUCGUGUUUUUUUUAAUUUUUGUUUUAAUUUUAUUUUAUAAUUAUUAUUAUUUUUUAAAAAAUUUAGAUGCCCCUCCACGCUCUUGAUGUUCUUAUAAAUGUUUGUGCCCGUGCUAUUUUGAUGCUUUCUGGAAAGCUAGCAUGUUUUAUGUGAGCCCUUUAGAUGUUCUAACUUAUUUAUAAAAUUGAUAACAGACGGUGGUUUGUUUAGGUUAUUUUUUUCCCCUGAGUUUACAGCUCUUGUGAGGGAGGGGGGAUUUUUUUCUCUGCCUAAGCUAAAAGUCGGGAUUCCUGCACUAAAACAGCAGAAAAAAAAUAAUAAAAAAACAAGCAAAAAACUGUAAAGAAAAAAUAAAAAGAAAAAAAGCAAAAAAAGCUCUUGUAUCUUUUUGUCUUAAAAUUGUCGAAUCUGUGAUUUAGUUCCAACUUCACGCCUUGCUGUCUUGUCCCAAGCUAUUUCUGAGACGUGUUCUUAGACGUGGGUAAACUUCACUAUUAAACAUGUAUAAAAUUGGACCAACCAUAGCGUGUGCCGAUGUCUGUAAAUAGUAGGACUAUUUCUGAUGUGACUAAUAGACAGUUUGUAGUGGGCAGAGUGAAUGCAGUGGUAGGUGUAAAAUGGCUAGCUGCCUGUUAGUAUUUUGCCAAUAUGCUUUUUGUAUUUGUUUGUAGCGUCACUUCAAGUCAAAUAAACAUUUCUCCUAUUCACAAAGACUCCCCUUCGUAUUUUCUACACAACGCGGAGAGUUCGCAAUAUCUUCUAAACACAAAUAGGUACCAGGACUGGCGUAUCGCUUGUACUGAGCUCGGAGCAUUUAACCAACGCUACAAACUGUUCUCUUCCCUGCAUAUCCCUUUGGAAACCUCUCCGAAGCCAAAAAUGCAAACUUCACGUAACAGAGACUUAGGUGGAGGAGGAAAGCAAACGCAGUCUAUAGAAGAAAUGCAACCUGUUAUAUAGUUUCCAAACUUUGUUUCGCCCUCCAAAAAGAACCCAAAUAUCAGCUAAAACGCAGUGUUGGCAAGCAGCCUAAGUUACAACAAGAAGAUACAAAUGCUCUGCAAAAUAUAUGUAUGUGCAUUUCAAGAUCUGGCAUAUAUUAGGGUUUAAAAAAAUAAAGCGAUCUAGCUGUUUAUAUCUGUGCAGUAUCGCUGCUGCAUAAUCUCUGGUCUCCCCCACCCGUUCCAUCUCCAUCCAUGUGCAUAUUGUUUUUAUAUCCUAGUCGCUGGCUCGACACGUAAAUAACAGUUCUGUUAACUACUGAAACUCACCACAAAGAGUCAUUUGCGCCGCAUAUAAUUUAACUUAAUCAAAGGUGGUAAACAUUUCAGUUUUGCUAUCUGUUGACAAAACGCUAUUGACAUCUUUACUAGCUAG